ACUGCCACUGUUCUGUUGGGGUUUAUUUAAAAACCUAAAUAAGGAGCUAAAAUCUAAUCCCAAACUGUAAAUCAAGCCUUUUUCCCUUCCUUCCUUUUCUCUAGAGAAACAUAUUUCUAUUUCUGGUUGAUUUAGAAGGGAAAUUAUGCGCAAAAUUAAGCUAAAAGUAUCUACCUACAAAAUCAACAAAGCAAGUUCUCUUACAUUGGGACCUGCCUUUUUACAAGCUCUUCUGUUGCUACUGCUGUUCUGGUUCUUGAUGAGUCUUCUGUCUGGAAGUUGUCUAUUAAGAAAAGUAAUUGAAGGGUUUGGACGGAUUUUUUUUUUUUAUACGUGUGUGAAAUUUUUUUAUUGCAAGUCUGUAGGAUAAUAUACAAGCUGGAUAAGGUGACUUGUAUUUUCAUAUGUUACUGCAGUUAUAAAGAUAACACUGCUAGGAUUUUGUUACCUGUGUUGCUAAUGAUGUUUGGAUGUUCACAACUUUGCCUGCCUGGAAGGGUAGAGUUAGGUUUUUGUUUUUCUUUCAAAAUUUAAACCAAAGAAAGAUGUAAAGCUUCCAGUCAGAAAUAAAGAUCUAUAAUCCUGACUAAGAUAAUGGUCAAAAAAUUUAGUUUUAACAUGUCUAUUUAGAGAUAUAUUUUAUGUGCUACUAACUAAAGUAUCACCUAAAUAGUGGAGAGAAGAGUAUAAUGCAAUUAUAAGCAAAAAAUUUGAGCAGCUUUGAGAUGAAGAAUGCUAUGAAAUAAGGCCGAGGUAAAUUAGCAUAGACCUUCUUGCAGUCUUUGUCGUAGUUCUAGUCUAACAGGAGGAUAUUGACUGCCAAUAAAAUCGGGGUUGGAAAACAACACUUCCAUUAAAACGUUAUGAUUUUGAAUCGUGAAACAGACCUUACUUUUCACUCUCUCUGUCUCCAGUAUCAAGAAAAUGAUCCAUAUCUCAUCUUGCCUGAAAACCAUUUAACCAGCUGUAAUUAUCUGUUAGGGACCAUUCUGGAGAUAUAGUUAAUUACUUUUAAUUAAAAGUAAUAUUUUGAUAUAGCUCUGCUAUCUCUGGUGGGAGUUGUUUUAAACUUACUAUAUGCUUACCACCAAUUUUCUGCAAUAUGGCUUAGGAAGGAGGAAUUUGCACUGCACUGUUCAAUCGCAACAGGUCUUAAGAGUAUUAAGGAUGAAAUUCUCAAGAGUCUUUAUGUCAUGGCUGGAAGUGGAAUCAUUACUGUAUUUUUGAACUCCUGCUAACGUCAUUGACACCCACCUACAGUCCACUAGAAAUAUAAGUGCAGAGAUCAGUUUGUUCACAGAUUACAAGGAGACUAACCAAGAAGGGGCAAGCCAGAACCAAAUUCACUGGUAAGCUUUAUCUUAAAGAACAUGAAAGGGAGAAUUAUUUCUUCCUUUUUUUUUUUUUUUCUUGAAUGAAGUUGUGAAAUGGGUCUCUAGUAUCUUAUACCAGGCUGUAUUAUUAUUGCACUUACUAAUAUAUGUAGUACACUUCCAUGCGAUUAAAAAAAUUGAGCUAUCUGGAUCUCAAGCCGUAUUUUUACAUUCUUCUUGGAGCACAUAAAGAUCUAAUGCUGUAACUAAUAGGCCAGUGAAAAUGGCUGUAUGUAAUAACAAAUGUAGAUUUACAAAUGUUUAAGUAUUUUGUGUUAAAUGUCACCCUAGUUCCUCUCAAAAAGAGAAUCCAGUGGCUAGAAAUAUCUUUGGUAUGGGAAACGUUUCUUCACAAUAAUUUGUGCUUCAAAAAACAAAAAAAAAGUUGCUAGCACACAGAUGUAAUCUGCAGUAGGCAGAUUCUCCUUACCAUGAUAAAUUAUUUUCAGCACUCCACUAGAUUGUCAUCCUUGCUCUGUGCUACCAGUGACAGCUCUGUAGGACUCAAGGAGUCUGGUUCGUUGUCCUUUUACAGGUAGUCUGUUCAUCUCUUCAACAUGUGGAAAGUGGUGCUCCUGGGUCUAUAUACAGUACUGGCUGUGAGAGGAUUCGCAAAGGGUGCUCCUUUCCAACCAGAAGAAAAAUGGAAACCUCUAGAUAACCCUAGAAACAGAGACCUGUUUUUCAGAACGCUCCAGGCUUAUUUUUCGGGCAGGGGUCUUGAUCUCAGAAAGUUCCCAGCUACUUUCACUGUGAACAAUGAAGGGCCAAGAAGACCUGUCAUCUUCUACUCAGAUCCAAUUGCUUCUGCAUUUGCAGAUUAUGAAGAAAGGAAAAAUUCUUUUCCAAAUUAUUUCAAAGGCUGAAGUGUGCUUCUGACUAAGGUAAAAGAGAAUGCCUUCUCCUUUAACAUUACAUGUAACCAAGUGAAAGAUCUGGAUUCAAGUGAUUCUCUUUUCUGUUUGAAGUAUAAAACCAACUUCUUUUUUUUUUUUUUUCUGAAUAAAUUAGAACUAGAACCUUAACUCUUGCCUGAAGUUGGUUUAAAAUUAUUGAGGUAGAGAUUUAUUAGGUAUUUAUUACUUCAGUAAAAUAACACACGAUGCUUGUGCAGAUCAAUAUAGACUGUACUUCUUUUUUUUUUCUUCUUUUUCUCCCCUUUUUCAUGCAGAAGAGAAUUCUGAAAAUGUACAGAUAAUAGAGAAUGCAGAUUUUAUUUAAAUAAUUGAUAUCAGUGAAAUGAUAAAUUGAGACUAAUGGUUUUCUGUGGUGUGUAUAUAUUAAGAAAUUUAGACAUAAGUUAUUGCACUAACCAAGCAUACAUUAUCUUUUACAUCUUUGUCUAUUCAUGCUCUUAUCCUUAUUCCUACUGCUAAAAUUGAAGGUUGAUAAAAGGAUUGCAAAUUUAUUCAUAUCUCUCUGUAAAUAUGGAAUAAAAUUUAAGUGGGUCAAACUUGCAUUAUUAAUAAAUCCAGCCUCAAUUUAGCCCAGGUACUUCUCAGCUCUUUUACCUAUGGGUAACCAUACUCCGUAAAAAAUAAUAUAUCUCAUUUUGAGAGUCAGUGAAUAUUGGCAAUUCUGAGAAAAGGUAAAUAAUUGUUUUCUCCCAUUUUACAAAGAGUUGAAGAUUUCAGUAAGAUUUUUAAGAUUCAGUAAGUACUUUGGUGAUUUACUCCAUAUCUUUGUCAUCAGUAUUCAUGUUAGGAUUUCUAGCUCUGUCCUACUCUCUGCCUGCUUAACCACGUAUUUCUGUAAUCAAAAGCACAGCUCCACUCUUCUUAUUAUCAUGAAUCAUAAUGAAGACUGCACCCAAAGUUUAAUGCUAAAUUCUCUUUUUACCAAACUUUUGUGUCAGGAUAAAAAAAAAAGCAAGCAUCACAGAACAGCUGUUGGGCCUGACAAAAAGCUGCUUCAGAAGGGAUGCUGUAGCUCUGCUGUAAGUUACCGCAGCAGUGAGGAAAUGACUGGUGGAAGUAAUUUGCCCUGCAUAAUUCAGGAUGAUCACGGUAGUUCUUUUCAGUGUCCAGAACUGGUUUUGGGAAGUAGAGGUCUGCUGAGCUCAUUUGGGGUAUUUCAUCUAGUGUUACCACAUCUUGGCUUAGAUCAUACCCUGGUUGCAUAUACAUAUUUGUCUCAUCUUUUUUUUUUUUCUUUCUCUUUUUCAGGUAUUAACUUUUCAACUUCAUGUGAAGCGGUAAUCUUUACAGCAAAAUAUUACGGCUUUGACCUUUUUAACUGUUACCUGAUAAUUUAAAAUUUUCCUCAAAGUUUUCGCCUAUGGCAUCUGCUGUCAUGCUGUAAUUAGCACAUUUGCUAUUGACAGAUGUUUGAUAUUUGGUUACUACAAUUUGCCUAGCCGAAUUGUGUUUGUUUAAACAUGAAUAAAUGUGGAGUGCAACAGUGCUUUUAACUACCCCAAGCGUCUUUU
This is a messenger RNA of Athene cunicularia (burrowing owl), 3801 nucleotides long. It is a transcript of the gene C7H2orf66, whose product is annotated as chromosome 7 C2orf66 homolog. The transcript is spliced from 2 exons. The record is from RefSeq and is a predicted model, not a curated record. The coding region runs from base 1931 to 2239 and encodes 102 amino acids. Lineage: Eukaryota; Metazoa; Chordata; Aves; Strigiformes; Strigidae.